CUUAUAUUGCAAAGUUGAAUGAGGGAACACGAUUAGUCCUCGAUUCACGACUCCACGUCUGAAGUUCAAUUCAAAUUGAAAUAGUGAGAAAUUAUUGUCUUGUGAAUAGUAAGCACCACAGUUGAGUUUAAGAAAGCGCUCACUGGCAAUCCGCCGCGAAUUAUUUUAUCGGAAUUUUUUGGUCGCUCACCACUAUCAAUUUGGCUUUAAUAAAUGCGCAUUUUAUUACAAUCAAAGAUUCUGUGCUGUGCCCGUGAUGUGCGAAAUUACGAAGGCAUCCGAUGCAAUGAGAUAGAAAAUUCGGUAAAAGAUUGACGUGGAAAUAGUGUCAUGACAUGGCAUCCAGAUUCAGAAUCGCGGAAACUAUGAGGAAGAAUUGCCUCAAAAUAAUUAUAGCAUUCAUAUGUAUAGAGAACUCCCUUACAAUGGAAUCAGAAGACCUUUGCAAUAUAGUGAUCCAACCUGGCGAGUAUAUUCGAAUGAAAAUUGAUGCAAAACUAAAUUUGAGUUGUGACCUAAGCAGAAAUGAAAUCGAUCCUUACAAUAUUAUUCCAAAGGGUUUAUUAUUCUUGGAAAAUAAUCGGAAAAUUGAUGAACUCUAUAAUAAGUUAGAAAAAACAGUAGUGACCACACUAACUAACUUGCAAGUAAAGAAAAAUAACACUUAUACAUGCAGAAUAUCAAAGCCUAGCAAAUUUAUGGAAAUGAAGGAGCUCAUAGUCGGAGACAAACCGUCCCCUGUGCAGAAUUUCGCAUGCUUACUAUACGAUUACGAAUAUUGGAAUUGCACUUUCCAUGCUAAUGAGAGAGUGCCAACAACAUACAAGGUUCAAUACAGGAUCAGCAGGCUUCUAUAUGACUGCCCCUGUGUUGAGGUCAACAGAGGAUACGAAUGUAAAACACAACUCUUUAGAAAAACGCACCCCAAUUACACCUUUGUUGUGAAGUCUAAAAAUUGUUUUGGAGAGAGAGAAGAGUGGUUCACCAUUCAAGCGUCUAAAAAUGUAAUUCCUGCUGAUUUGGAAUUGAAAGUAGAAAGGGCAAAUUCGACUGAAGCACAGCUUCAUUGGAACAUCAUUACCAUGAAUGAAAUGCUGUUUGAAAAAGGCUUUGUUAUCAAAGGAAAAUAUCGAUCACAGUACGACGAAACCUGGCAUAAUAUCGCUAAAUUUCAGACUAUUCGAAAGUCAUCCACACUGACGUUAAAGAGACUUUUUGGUAACACUGAGUACGAAGUAAUGUUAAAAGUGAAAGCCAAUAAAUCAAGAUCCUCUCCCGAAAUGUGGAGAUAUGCAAACGUAAAAUUCCAUACUUUGUCGGAACCACCAGAAAGGUCACCAGAAAUUGAUCCUGGAGCAUUUCAUAUUGAUAAUAAUGACUGCGCUCAUGUAUUUUGGCAAGACAUUCCCGAAUAUAGUAGAAAUGGAACAGGAUUUACUUAUAUUUUGAAUGCUAGUAGGAGGGAUACUCCUGGCAGCGGGAUUACCCGAAAAUGGCCGGAGUUUUCAACCAACAAAUACUUUUACAACGAAAUAUGUGGCAAAGGAUUUUACGAAUUCAUAAUUAGGUCAAAAAAUGACGAAGGACUGUCCACAGAAGCAAGUUCGAUUAUAGUCAACAUUCAACCCAACAGAACACAAAUUCUACCAAAGCCAGUCCAAAUAAAAGCUACUUACAAUGAUCAGGUAUAUAAGCUGAGAUGGAAAGCUCCUGAAUUCGCGGAAAAAUUGAACCUUAUGAGUUACACCGUGUUUAGAUGUUCAUCAAAAGCAUUCUCAUUUGAACUGUGCGAGAGUCCAAUUAUUUUUCAACGAGUUCCCGCCCAUCAAAUAAAAAUCGAAUUUCCCAAUGAAUUAGGGAAUUCUGGUACGAUGAUAUUUGCAGUAUCGGCUAAUUAUAAAGAAGACAGUUCCGGCAUGGCUACCACUUUAUGUAUUCCUCAUGAAAAUACAGUUCUGUGGCAACUAGACCCAAAGAAUGAUACAGUGACGAGUAAUACCAUCAAGGUGGAGUGGGUGAUGAUGUGUGAACAGCGUGCUUUAGUCACUGGAUACCUUCUACAAUACUGCGCUCUAGAUACAGGUACAAAUAGGUGUACGGGAGAACUGAUUAAUGUGACCGACAUCUCACCUGAUGAAAGCAUGUUUACCUUAACCGACGUUAGACCAUUUACCAACUACAGCCUCAGACUACAAAUGUAUUCGAACCGCAACCGAGGACCAUUCAGUUUGCCAUUAACAGUCCAGACUGCCGAAGCAGCUCCUUCUGCGCCCAGGAAUCUAAGGGUUCGUGAAAUAUUCAGCCAUAAUGUUAUUUUGGAAUGGGAUGUCCCAGAACUACCAAACGGUCUUAUAAAGUAUUACUAUGUAAUACUCAACGGCACUAAUUUCAAAGAAUUGGAGGCUGGGACCCCAAAGCACACCGUAUCAUACAAUCUUACUGAUUUAGCAAGUUUCCAGACGUAUAGUAUUCAAGUGGCGGCAGCGACAUUAAGCAACUCAAAAAAAAUGAAAGGCCUGCCCAGCGAAAAAAUAAAUAUAAGAACAAACGUUGGUGAACCCGGAGAAGUGGGAUCACCCAGCGCGGAAAACGAAGAUGGAACAAUAAGUGUUUCUUGGCAGCAGCCUCGGGAAAUCCAUGGCCCAAAGAACGAUAUCCUUUAUGAACUGAGAUGGACGAAGGGAAAAGACUGGGCAAGAACCGAAACUAAUAAAACGGAAUACGCCCUUGAAUUGAAUUGUGUGGGCAAUCAAAGUUUUCAAAUAUUCUUGCGAGCAAUCCAAUCAACGCCAUGUCAGAAUGACAAUGAAAAUCUUAUUGCCUGCUUCAAUCCCAACAUCCGUUCUCAAUACAAUGGUAAAUGGCUUCUUGUUUACGACAGCUAUUGCUACUCAGCUGCUUUCAACUGGGUAGUACCGGUUUCCGCUGUUCUACUAGGAUUCGCUUUAGUAGCUGUAUGCCUAGCAAUUUUCUACAAACAUAAAAAAAUGAAAACUUUAAAGCUUAUAGUACCGCAGGGAUUGAAUGAUAUUUAUGAAAGCAGUCCUGUCAAGACUUCUCCGAAAAGGUCCGACUCUAUCGAAAAGAAAAAAAAUAUUUCAGGCGGACUAAGUUUCGAAAUUCAAACCCUUCUAGAUGAUUUGGCCUCUCAUAGUGAUAGUAAUCUGAAACACCACUGGCUGAGGGAUCAGAAGUAUUUGUCUAAAUGUAAUUCAGCGGGGCAACUGACUACAAACCAGCUAAACCAGGAGCGGUCAGAUAUGACCAUUCUUGUUACAAUAGAUACCAACACCAGACGCGCUGCGAUGAUGAAUGCAUUCAAGGAUGAUACGAAAAUUUCGUCAGUUCGUUUCAAUCUAUCGGAGUAUCUAGAGUUAGCCAAACGAGAUAAGGAUCUAAGGAGAAACGACGAAUCCGAUCCUUCGAAAACUGGGGCUGAAAAAAGCAGUCCAUACAUUGUAGACAAUUAUGUAUCCAGGGAGUCGUCACAAGAUAGUAAGCCAGAAGUUAGAAAAUCAUUCGGUGAAACACAGUCUGAUGAACUAUGCCAGGAUGACGAAUCUUACGAGAUACAUACAAUUCCAAAUUCAGGAUACGUCACUGUUCAUUUACCACCAAAGUUCCCAUCAAAGACCCCCAGAAACACCCUAAGCGAUACAAAGGCAAACCCAGAACCAACCACAAGUGUCAAUGCUUUUCCAGUACCCAAAAUGAGUUCAGAAUGUCAACCUUCUGAAUCUUACGAAGUAGAAAGGAAUAUGGUGUCAGGAUACGUUACAGUUCAUCUGCCAAUAAGGUGUUCACAACCGGCUCCAAUGCCAACUUCUAUAGGCGAAGCACGAUCAAAUGGAGUUUCUACCAUUCCUUCAAAUCAGGAAGUAGCCAGUAAAAUUAGUAAUAAAUACAAAACGCCAAUGCGUGACAAACCAACCGAAGUUACAAAAAAUAUUACACUUCCAGAAACGCAAUUCAAAGGAUAUGUAAAACUGGACGAUCUCUCAUUUUUAGCCAGUCAAUGUAGGAUAGACGAAAGUAAACAUUAGUUAGGAUGUAUAUUGCAUAUUUCUAAGUUUUUUAUAUCCUUUUGAAAUAAAAAGAAAAAAAAUGAUUCUAAAUUAAAAA
Molecule: messenger RNA, 4122 nt
Organism: Hermetia illucens (black soldier fly)
Lineage: Eukaryota; Metazoa; Arthropoda; Insecta; Diptera; Stratiomyidae
Product: cytokine receptor-like
Exons: 20
Coding region: 336-4043 (1235 amino acids)
Molecular function (GO): protein binding
Source: RefSeq, a predicted model, not a curated record